Panicum virgatum (switchgrass) is the source of this 2330-nucleotide messenger RNA. RefSeq lists its product as uncharacterized. NCBI's taxonomy places the organism in Eukaryota, Viridiplantae, Streptophyta, Magnoliopsida, Poales, Poaceae. The record is from RefSeq and is a predicted model, not a curated record. Gene Ontology annotation, cellular component: nucleus. The coding region runs from base 235 to 1971 and encodes 578 amino acids. Gene Ontology annotation, molecular function: DNA-binding transcription factor activity; sequence-specific DNA binding; calmodulin binding. Gene Ontology annotation, biological process: regulation of salicylic acid biosynthetic process. The transcript has 13 exons.
AAUUUUCCCUAGUAUAUUCCCCGCGUCCAUUUCACGCGGGGCCUGCGAGCUCGCUCAGCCUCUCAGGAGCUCCAGCGAGGCUGGUGCAGGCCGAUUCGCCGCCGUCAGGACGUGCGACGCCUCGGCGCGGUGGCGCCGGAUCUGCCAGCACAUGAGCCUCCAUAUAGGAGUAUAGGACACACCUUUCAAGGAAUAGGAGCUGCAUCACGGCUCACAAGGAGCUGAGGGGACGCCAUGGUGGGCAAUCGACACAAGGGUCCGACGGAUGAUGAGCCCGACUCCGGAAGCGCAAGAUCAUCUGAUGACAUGGCUCCAGACGACCGCCGUUUUGGGGAUGGGAGCACGGGAACAUUUUCAUCCCCAUGGUGUACAAAUCCACCCCAAAUACCAUUCCCGUUCAUCGCUCCUCAUUUCUCGAUCCCGUCGUCCCGGGAACUUGGUAGUACGUCCCGGAAACUUGGUUACUGCGUUCCAGACAAAGCUAAACGUAGGAAACGACAGACUCGGUCUUCAAUAAAUGCUAUGACAAAUGAGGGCAAAGACAUCAUGAGGCUGCUAGCAGAACUCAAGGACCAGAUGCGCGAACAAUCAAUGCAGCUUACUGAAAGUAAUAGUGAAAUACGCAAGCAGAUGGGGAAUCUUAUUGAAAGUCAAAAUGGUCAAAGCAAAGUGUUGGAGAAGCUUAUUGAAAGUCAGAAUGGCCAAAGCAAAGAGUUGGAGAAGCUUACUGCAAGUAUCAGGAAACAAUUGGAGUUUCAUACUAACAUCACAGGUCAUGCUGAAUCUGAUGCUCCAAGAUCACAAAUGAAUCAAGUGCCGCCACCUAGAUACCGACUGGAAUUCAGAUCUGCGCCUACUGGCAAAAUAAUAACGGGGAAAACCAUAAAGAUAAGUGUAGCUCUAGUUGAAGUUAGUAGUGGUCGACCCGUAGAAAAUGGACCCCUUGCUUCCGGAACAGUUGAGUUGGUUGUCGUUAACGCAGAGUUCAAUCAACAUAAUAAUCGAUACUAUUGGCCCAGAGAGGAUUUUGAGAGCAACAUAACAAAACCACGACGUGGGAAUUCGGCAACAGGGGGUGUGGACCAGUCAGUAAAAUCAAUAGUGAGUAACGGCCGAUUUAACCUUAAUCGAGGGGUUAUAAGUUACAGUGGUUCUGCAAUAUUUGAAAACUCCCACAACAGGAAGGUUAGGCUUGGGGCGAUGCUAGUGUUGCCAACUGGGGAACGAGUUCUGGAAGCAUUAUCAGAUCCUUUGUUAGUGCGGGACCAUGUCCAGUCAGGAAAACAAAGUAACUUGCACCCUAACAGCUCAAAUGGACAAAGGCAAGGUCUAGGUGACAAUGAUUAUCAAGAAGAAAAUAGCUCAAGGCCUAACAUGCAACAACCAUCAUGGCCAAAUUCAACUCAUACUGGGGGAAUCAGAUCGAAUAUAAUUGGAGGACAAUCACAGCUUCCAUUUCUAGGAACCUCUAAUAUGCUUUCUACAGAACCAUUUACCAGUCAAGAACAACAGUCUUCUAUACAACAAUACCAAAGUCCUCGUGUGCCAAUGGUGGCCCAAGCUACAUACAACCAAAAUGGAUCGAAUAUAAUUGGAGGACAAUCACAGCUUCCAUUUCUAGGAACCUCUAAUAUGCUUUCUACAGAACCAUUUACCAGUCAAGAACAACAGUCUUCUAUACAACAAUACCAAAGUCCUCGUGUGCCAAUGGUGGCCCAAGCUACAUACAACCAAAAUGGAUCGAAUAUAAUUGGAGGACAAUCACAGCUUCCAUUUCUAGGAACCUCUAAUAUGCUUUCUACAGAACCAUUUACCAGUCAAGAACAACAGUCUUCUAUACAACAAUACCAAAGUCCUCGUGUGCCAAUGGUGGCCCAAGCUACAUACAACCAAAAUGAUACCACGCUCGGUUUCUCUCGGCCCAGUACCCCACCCCGCACGUUAUCGGCCCAAACGAUGCUGCCAGCCUAGCCUUCCAGUCUGUUACCCCGUAAUUUCACCCGGGCCAUUUCCCCUCCGGCGGCGGCGCUUGGGCUCGCCGGCGAUGCACCUGGCCGCAGAGGGAGUGUGGGAACAUCGCCGCCUUCCGUCGACGCCAGCUCGAGCUCUACGAUACGUACGUGGACAGAUGCGGGCAACGGAAUGGCUCUGACUUCUGUCUGCUACCCUGCUGGGAAAAUAAAAACAUUAUGCACUGCUUACUGCUACACGUACUAAACCAGCGACGUUGCUUAAUUUCUUGUUAAUUUGCCUUCUUUCGAUGCAAAUGUUUACACUGUCGAAUCUCCAAACCUGCUCAUGGUUUCUUUUCAUGCUGUUUACUUGGCUUC